This is a messenger RNA of Durio zibethinus, 1300 nucleotides long. RefSeq lists its product as uncharacterized. The record is from RefSeq and is a predicted model, not a curated record. NCBI's taxonomy places the organism in Eukaryota, Viridiplantae, Streptophyta, Magnoliopsida, Malvales, Malvaceae.
GGACAGUCCUUCUUCCACACCCAAGAAAUUUGCCGGAUUUCGAAAUCAAAAUAAUAAUAAAUCUUUGUUCUCAAUCCAAUGAAGAGAUUCCAAAUUGAAAUUCGAGAAAUGAGAAAGUGGUCAAAACGAGUCGUUUUCUUGUUUCUUUGCUUAUCAAUCUGUCUCCAAAUCCCAUCAGUUUCUUCCUCUACUUCCCCUUUUCAAGAAAAUGAGGGUCACAAAGAAUCUUCAGCUGCAGGAACGCUUAAGCUAGAGCAUGAGGAUGCUCAUAUAGUACAUUGUUCAAGAGAAAGGAGUAGGUCAGCAUGGAAAAUAAUUGAGGAGUAUCUGAUGCCCUUUGUGGAGAAAGAGAGAUACAAAGUUUCAAGUGGAUGUAGGCUUCACUCUGACAAUGAUCUGUUCAGAGAUCAGGAACAGCACAAGCUCCAUGUAGAUAUAAAUGAAUGGCGAUGUGGGUACUGUAGAAAGAGCUUCUAUGAAGAGAAGUAUCUGGAUAAGCAUUUUGACAACAGACAUUUUGAUUUUCUGAAUGUGAGUCACGGUAGGUGUCUGGCUGAUCUCUGUGGUGCCUUGCAUUGUGACUUUGUCAUGGAUUCUGCACCCCGCAAGACUAAGUGCAAUCCUGCAGCUGCUGCAAGGAAUAAACAUCUGUGUGAGAGUCUUGCUGAUAGUUGUUUUCCGGUCAGCAAUGGUCCUGUAUCAGUCCGUCUUCAUGAAUUCUUCUUGCGACAAUUCUGUGAUGCCCACACUUGUGCCAGAGGUCCAAAGCCCUUCUCCAAAGGACGAAAGAAGCGUACAAGUAUACUUUACAUUUCUAUAUCCAUUCUGACUUUGAUGUUGCUGCCACUUUUCUACUUUUUCAUUUACUUGUACCAAAGGGGAAUAAAAAGGGGCUCACAAGAGCUAAAACGCAUCUUGCCAAGUGGGCGAAAGAAAAAACCAUUUUAGAUCUAUAAGGUUUCUAUAUCAUCAAUCAUGGUGAGGUGUUUAGCUGUUUGUGCUUUCUAUCUGUCAGAGAGAACUAUGUAUCCUACCAUUGAGGCUGAAAAUUUCUAUUGUAUUUUAACAUGACACCUUCUUGAAUCUCAAUCUGGAUAGAAAUUUAUGGUGAGAAAUUCAAUUGUGGAACAAAAGGUUCUCCGGUUGUUUACUUGAUUGAGUUUUAUUUGAAAACUACUGCAUAACCUACAUUUGUUUCUGUUGCUGUAAAUAUGGGUGGCAUGCAUUUCAAUAUUGCCAAUACAUUUUAUGUUAUGGACCCAGUUCUUCUUCUUGUAGCGUUUCCUUGAGUGAAGAGUUU